This is a messenger RNA of Pistacia vera, 1312 nucleotides long. RefSeq lists its product as uncharacterized. NCBI's taxonomy places the organism in Eukaryota, Viridiplantae, Streptophyta, Magnoliopsida, Sapindales, Anacardiaceae. Bases 563 to 1003 code for a protein of 146 amino acids. The transcript has 3 exons. The record is from RefSeq and is a predicted model, not a curated record.
GCUGCCUGUCUUCUCAGGUGUGGCUCCGUUUUCGAUUACAUAAAACAAUAUACAGGAAUUGUGUUAACAAGAUCAUAUUGAACUACAAGCCCUGAUAAAACAACGGACUCUGUCUUCAUUUAGUCUAGAAAAUCAAAGCUCUACUUUGCACAGGAAAAAGAGUGGGGCAUUUUGGCUUGUGUAUAACUGUUAAAUGGGCGCUGGAAUAUUUGAGAAUCUGAUAUGAAUUUGUUUCAAUUAUAUCAAAUGGGUCUACUUCUUGUAGAGGUUUAGAAUUGUUAACCUCGUUCACAAGGUAGAGUACCUCAAUUGAUUUAGUGAAUUUAUUGAUUAAAGGCACAUGAAGAUUUUAGUAACAUGUCUAUUAUGAAAAGAAUAGAAAGAAUUAAAAAAGAAUAGACAAGCAAAAUACGGUUCCAAUUUGUAAUUUUAAGACCAACCCGAUUGAGUCCGAGCAACGUGGGAUCGGGCUGGGUUGGACCCAUAAAUUUUAUCGUUAUCAGACUGAACUGCAAACUUAAUUCAAGAAAAACAGGCGUACGAAACUCGAAGUGGGAAUAAAAUGGUUAGUGGGGCAACAAUGGCAGCGGUGAUAGCAAGACCCUCGUCAAUAGCGGUGCUUAGCAGACAAAAACCGGAAGCCAGAAGCAGAUGGGUCUUGAGUCCUUUGGCCUUUUCAUCAUCACCAGCUUCUUCAACAAGAAAGCUGGUGCUCUACUCAAAAACCGGAUGCUGUUUGUGUGAUGGCCUCAAAGAAAAACUUCAAGCUGCUUUUUUAAUCUCUGGCCCUGAUUCUCUUCAUGACGUUGAUUUACAGGUGAGGGAUAUAACCACCAAUCCUGAGUGGGAAAAGGCUUACCAGUAUGAGAUACCUGUGUUGGCCAAAGUACUUUCUGAUGGCAGGGAGCUUCUCUUUUACACUUCAUCUGUUGGAGAGAGAGAGGAGGAAACAAAAGAAUAUGGAGUACUGCUUGAGAAUAAAAUGAUGAGAGAUAAGGAAUGAUGAAGGAUGUAUACCAAUUCAAACUAGUUGAACUCAAUCAUAUCCAUAAAUGGGUGGAAGAAGGAUAAAAAGAAUAAAUCUUGUUAAAGGGAGAAGACAUUUAUUCUGCCUAAAAUUUGUAAUAAUGAAUAAUUUUGUACAACUAUAGCAUAUAAAGGUGUAAUGGUCAAAUUAAAAAGUAAUGGUUUCUAAUGAUACUCUAGUUUCCCUAUCUCAAUCUCCUUUCUUCCUAUCAAGCAUGGCCUUAGGGUUUCUAUUAAUGCAUUGAGACUUGUGUUAUAGAUAUUCAAUUUGAGUUUGAGGACCUUA